Messenger RNA from Salmo salar (Atlantic salmon), 4238 nucleotides. NCBI's taxonomy places the organism in Eukaryota, Metazoa, Chordata, Actinopteri, Salmoniformes, Salmonidae. The record is from RefSeq and is a predicted model, not a curated record.
CUCCGCUUCGUGUCACAGGCAUCAUCACAGCGGCAGACAUUUGGCAAGGCAGGCAGCGGACUGCGGGUGUGUGGCUGGUCUGGCUGCAUCGGGAAAAGAUAGGGCUUUUUUGGUGUGAUUACCGCAGUGUUGUUCUUUUUCUCUGCCAUUUCCGGGCUGUAGAGUGAAUAGCAGCUCAAGGCAAAUGUGAUGGUGAUGCUGAGUACGCGUAUCUGAUUUGACUAGAUCGAGGCCAGGGGGAUCUGUAACAGCGUGGCGGUAGGAUAGAGGGAGGGAGAGCGAAAGAAACUGGGCUGUCCGUGACUGUCCGUCUGUCGCGCGCUCCGUGGUUGUGAAUGGACUGUGCUCCCUCUGUGAUUCUCUGCAGUCACUUUGAGCCGUUUUUGGAGGAAGAUGGCGGACAGGGCUGAGAUGUUUUCCCUCUCCACCUUCCACUCCCUCACUCCUCCAGGCUGCAGGCCUUCCCAUGACAUUAGUCUUGAGGAGUUUGAUGAUGAGGAUCUGUCUGAAAUCACAGACGACUGUGGAAUAGGACUCAACUAUGACUCUGAUCCCUAUGAAAAGGACUGUCUGAUUCUGGAGAAGAGCGAUAUGCACCACCCGGUCUGCUCCUUCCAGGACGACUUCCAGGAGUUUGAGAUGAUCGAUGACGAGGAUGAGGAGGAUGAGGAAGAUGAAGACGAGGUGGACCCUGAUGCUCCUCCCUCCCCCACCGCUUCCCCUCCUUCUUCCCCCACCCUUGGCACGCUGAAGAGCCGGCCCACCACCCUCAACCUCACCACCACUGUCUCACAGGACUCACUGAACAACAACAGCAGUCUUUCUCCAAAGAAGGGCAGCUGGCAGGACUCUCUACGCAACCCUACCUCACAGGGCCGUCUGUCUCCAACCCACUCUUGUCUGGAGGAUGGGAGUCACGUGACGGGCCAGUGCCCCUCCCAACCAGCCCCCCAGGCCCCAGGGUCCCAGAGCAAAGGUACUCCCCCCAAACAGGCAGGGGAGGGCACCUACCCCCAGUCCCCUCGCAGGCCCCUCCUUUGCGACAUGGAAGGCAACAGACGGGAGAGGCCUGAAUACGGCUCCUUCGGUCAACACAAGUCUCACCCGGGCUCUGAUGAGGUCAUUAAUUCCUCAGCUGACCCUCUGAUCUUCAGAGUUCCAUCCCUGGAUGACCAAUCCCAAUGCUCUGACACUGAGGUUGACCAUGACCUCAACAGCGCUGACCACAACCACAAAUUUUCACGGUCCUGCACGUCCACCCAGCGACGUGCCACCGACACCUACACGGUCACCACUGAGUCAGGCCUAGACCCGGAACUGGAGAACGACCCAGACGGGACCAGCCGAUGCCUGUCCUCCACUGCUCCCAUCGGGGGGAACGAUGGAGCUGACACCCCUCUGUCAGAUGAGGAGCUGGAGAAAGAUUUUGACGUAGAGUUUAUGUGUAAGGAGACCUAUGACAUGGUGUGUAAGGAGAACCAGAGCUCAGUCUACGUUGAGUUCCCCUCCAUCGAGCCCUCUGAGCUGGCUUCCUUCUCCAGCUACAUGUCAUCAAGCCGCUCUGAUGUUCUCGACCAAUCCCGAAGCACUGAUCAGAGCCAGCGUCCAGGUGCAGCCAAUGAGGUGGGCAAUGACUCCAACUCUCCAUCCUCAGACCCAGGCAUUGCUGACAUGAACGCCAAGCGGUGCUACACCACCUCAGACCAAGACCAGGAACUGAGCUCUCCCGGGUCAGACUCAGACAUCGAAGGGGAGCUUGAGGCAGCAUUCGCCUGCGGAGGACCCCUGGUCUCCAACAUGAUCUCCUCCAUCUCAGAGACAGAGCUGGACCUGACCAGUGAUGACAGUAGUAGUGGACGCUCCUCCCACCUCACCAACUCCAUUGAGGAGGCCAGUUCACCCACCUCCGACCAGGAACUGGACCCGGACACCGACCUGGAGAGCUUCAAACGCUCCUUCUACCUGCCAGUAGGACCAAGACUCAUACCCACCCAUGCUGAUGACUACGAUGGGAACAGUGAGGGAGGGUCCGAGUCGGAGAGCGAGGAUGAGCUGAGCGAGAAUUCAGACUCACCCUGGUUGCUAAGCAACCUGGUGAACAAGAUGAUCUCGGAGGGGUCUUAUCCAAUCAGCUGUCCUGAGGACUGUUUCAAGAGGUCAGUGUCCAUCUCGGACACCAUCUCACCCUCCUCGGAUAUCGAGGCCAGACGCGUUCACCGAACUGACACCAUCAGACCGGUGAUCGUGGAGCGCUAUGGCAACAGGGUAUCCACAGACAACAACCACACUCAGGACUCUGAGAAAGACUUCACCAGCCCUAAAUCAGGCAAAAACACCAAGAGGAAGGAUGAAGAAAGGGAUGAUAUUGUGGAACCUGAUAAUGAUCUGAUGAUGCUGGAGGGGAGGAAGGAGCUGGACUCUCCCAGUCUGAUCAAACACAGCAUGACCCUGGACAUCCCCACGGCCCAGACCAACCGAUGCUUCAGCCUCACCUACUCCACCGACAACGAUGAGGAAGAGGAGGAGGAAGAGGAAGGAGACUGCUCCCCGUUCCUGAGCUGCCUGAGGAAGCAGUCAUCCUAUCAGCGUCCGGGACCUCCCCCUGUCAAAGCAGGACCCCCCCUGUGUGUGAGGGACCUCCCCCUGCAGGCCCUGCGGUCCAGGCCAGAUGAUGAUGGUCUAGCGUACGACUCCAUGAAGUACACUCUGGUGGUGGAUGAGAACACUACACUGGAGCUGGUCAGCCUCAGGCGAUGUACCUCAGUGCUGAGUGAUGACAGUGAGCUGUCUACACUGUGUGAUGAUGACCCUCUUGGGACAGGGGAGGUGGAGAACGGCCUGGGGAACGGAGGGGCUGACAUGCAUUUCUCCAAGAAGUUCCUCAACGUGUUUGUCAACAGCACCUCACGAUCCUCCAGUACAGAGUCGUUUGGGCUGUUCUCCUGUACCAUCAAUGGAGAAGAGAGGGACCAGACACACAGGGCUGUCUACAGGUUUAUCCCCAGACAUGUGGAUGAGUUGGAGCUGGAUGUGGACGACCCUCUAUAUGUCGAGGAAGAGGAGGAUGACUACUGGUACAGAGGCUACAACAUGCGGACGGGAGAGAGGGGGAUAUUCCCAGCCUUCUACGCCCAUGAGGUCAUAGGGCAGUCCAAGGAGAUAAUGGGAAUGAAGAGGAACCCAGCCUGGAUGGACAGUUUCAGUGUUCAGUUCCUGGGUUCUGUGGAGGUGCCCUAUCACCAAGGCAAUGGCAUCCUCUGUGCUGCCAUGCAAAAGAUUGCGAUAGCGAGGAAGCGGACGGUCCAUUUGCGGCCCCCCCCCUCUUGUGAGCUGGAGAUCAGUCUACAAGGGGUUAAACUGGUGAUGAGCCUGGAGGAUGAAUACGACACUAUGGAUGAGUUUGACAGAUGUAGUCACUUCUUCCAGAUGAAGAACAUCUCUUUCUGUGGAUGCCAUCCAAAAAACAAUUGCUACUUUGGCUUCAUCACUAAGCACCCCAUGCUGAACAGGUUUGCCUGCCACGUCUUUGUCUCCCAGGAGUCAAUGCGGCGUGUGGCCGAGAGUGUUGGGCGGGCUUUCCAGGAGUAUUACCAGGAGCACCUGGAGUACGCCUGCCCCACUGAAGACAUCUACCUGGAGUAGAGCAGGCAGGAAGCAGGAAAUGUUGCCAUGACAACAGUAUUCUCUUCUUCUUCCUGCUGCUGCUUGUAUGUUUAUCAAUCUCAAUCACCAGAGGACGCUGGUGGGUCUUCUCUCCAUUGCAAAAAUACCCCCUAUAUCUCUCUCUAAAACUGAAAUGUUAAUUUCAGUUCUACAGUAUGCUACGUGUUUUAUUUAUUGAUUAAUUUGUUUAUUUUCCCUCUUCUAGAUGGAUUGCCUGUUUAUUUAACUUUUUUUCCCUAAGAUACAGUUAUAGGAAUAAGAGGCUUGGCACCUGUUAUUUUAGAUAUGACGUAUCCUCCUCGAUUAAAAAAACAAGUACAACAAUUAUAUUCCUACUACUGCUAUUUCACAUGUUCAAAUGCAUGGUUAGGAGGGUAAUGUACACACAGAGCUAUUAGGACACAAAACCAGCUCAACAUUGCAUAGUACCUGGAUCAUAUUAUUUGGUCAGAUAUGGUUUGGUGUAAAUAUACACUACCGUUCCAAAGUUUGGGGUCACUUGUUUUUGAAAGAAAAGCACAUUUUUUGUCCAUUAAAAUAACAUCAAAUUGAUCAGAAAUACAGUAUAGACAUUG